AUGCCUCUUUAUCCAACUCUGGAGGACCUCAAGGUCACGGAGUUGCUGACUCACCAAAACUUGUCUGAUGCUCUGGCUUCUGGAUGCAACGUUGCUGAUUUCCGUCCAAAUUAUGGCUCCUUUAUGGGCCUCGACUUAACCGCGUUUUCAUAUGAUUCUGAAGGCGGAUUGGUUGUUACAGAGAGUAACUCUUCUAGUCUGGGAAUCGUCUGUGCCCCAGUUUCAGGCAAUGCACUUGUAACAAAGGAGGCUAUUACUGGAAUAAAGCAUGGACUGCGUCGAGUUGUUGUUACCAAAAAUCAUUUAGGGAAGUUAGGGAUUCAGCUGAGGUCUGUCGACACGGGAGUUUUUAUUUGUUUUAUUCAACGGGAUUCGUCUGCCGCAAAAUCUGGCUUACGUUUUGGUGAUCAAGUUGUAGAGAUUAAUGAUGUAUACACUGCUGGGAUGAAGGAGAAGAAGGCAAUGGCCCUUAUUAAAAACUCACAAUCUCCGAUUGUAUCUUUCGUAGUAAGGGAUAGGUAA
Protopolystoma xenopodis is the source of this 522-nucleotide messenger RNA. The record is from the annotation of a GenBank genome assembly. Lineage: Eukaryota; Metazoa; Platyhelminthes; Monogenea; Polystomatidea; Polystomatidae.